AUUAAGAUGCCUCUGUUUUGCGGGAACAAGAUUUAAUGAAUGAAUUUUCAAACACAAGUCCUGUACAAAAUGUAAUCGAUGCUGCAGGUUGUAGAAUACAGUAAAGCAACUUACUUCUUUAUUGAAAAGCCAAUACCAUUCUCUCCUGGGUAAUCAAUUUAAGCUUAAAUAUAUAAAUUCUUGCAUAUACAUAUGUAUACAUAUGUAUGUAGCUUAAAAUUUGCAAAGAAUUGUGGCACCUUGGCAUAUAACGUUAUAGGCGAUAUCUCGGGUGUAGUUAGCUGUUGACGACUAUUGUGUAAAGACGUAUAAAAUUGGAGGAGUAAAAUGUUCGCGUACCACACAAGCGAUGGCUAUGAUGUGCUACUGGAAGUAACUCAUGAACUAUUUGACGAUGACUUGCAGGAUUUAGUGUUUAUAGAUCGGCCAAGGAUAUGUGCCAUAUACACUUGUUCCAGUACAGGCGAGAUUACUAAAACUGAACGACUUAAAUACUUUAAAAGCCCGAAGCCAUCUUUAUAUCCAAUAAAUUUGAACGAAGGAUUUGAUGAGUAUAUUUUUCGACCAAAAGUCGAAUUAACGCAUUUGCUAGACACAGUUCAAAAAUAUAUCCUUGAAACUAAAGAGAGUGUGUUGCAGCCAGAUGCCUUGAACUCUGAAAAGUCUGAAGGGAAUGCUAAACGUAAAUUGAUUUUAUGUAUACGCGGGGCAUUGGCUCGUAUAAUGGCAAUACCAUAUCGGCUACAGGCUACGAAAUAUAAUGAUUUCACUAUAUACGCUUCUAAAUAUUGCGAUAUUCUACAUUUGACUGAAUUCGGCUGGGCAGAUCGUUGUACAGAGGAAGAUUCUUAUCAUGGAAAAUUUGUGCAAACUUGUUUUUCUUAUGAUCCCAAUGAAGACCCUAUUACCGAUGAGCCGUUUGAUGAAAACAGUGUUCCAUUUGGUGUGUAUCAUACAAGUUUGAGAAAAUUCGAUCUGAUUUAUUCUGCAGAAAUAGGAGGAGUAAUAUCAGAUAAAAAAAUUGAUAUUCAAAACAUGGAAGAAGUUAAUAAAAGCAGAUUUUUAAUGACAAAAUUGCUUCGAGCUGGAAAUUACUCAGAGGAAACCUUAAACAACCCAAAAUGUUUAAUCUGGUGGCUGCAAUCCUAUCUAACAGAUACCCAAGACAUAUGUUUUGGUUUGAAAAAUCGUAAUGGCAUCAUAAAUCAUCCAGUACGAGUUAAUACCGUUAAUGAUAUACGAAAUAAUCGCCGUUGGGAACCACAUAUUUGCACAGGAUUCUUGUACUCUAUGCUAACCUUAAUAGAAGAAACAAUGGCCGACGUGGACUGCCCCUAUACAGUGUUCGAAUUUCAGAGAGAUUCGUUCGCUGGGUGUAUUAAAUUCAGGAAACAUACUGGGAAGACGGAGUAUUCCUUCCUUUCUGAGGAAUAUAUUAAACAUUGCAAAGAGCGAUUUGACAAAAUCUAAUUUCAGCAUUUAAAUAUUAAUGAGAUUCUGCGAAAUAUUCAAAUAAAAAGAACUUCUUAAUCUGUUAAAUUAACCGUU
Molecule: messenger RNA, 1548 nt
Organism: Ceratitis capitata (Mediterranean fruit fly)
Lineage: Eukaryota; Metazoa; Arthropoda; Insecta; Diptera; Tephritidae
Product: decapping nuclease DXO homolog
Exons: 4
Coding region: 328-1470 (380 amino acids)
Biological process (GO): NAD-cap decapping; nuclear-transcribed mRNA catabolic process
Cellular component (GO): cytosol; nucleus
Molecular function (GO): mRNA 5'-diphosphatase activity
Source: RefSeq, a predicted model, not a curated record